Molecule: messenger RNA, 1970 nt
Organism: Musa acuminata subsp. malaccensis (wild Malaysian banana)
Lineage: Eukaryota; Viridiplantae; Streptophyta; Magnoliopsida; Zingiberales; Musaceae
Product: silicon efflux transporter LSI2
Biological process (GO): transmembrane transport
Cellular component (GO): membrane
Source: RefSeq, a predicted model, not a curated record
AGUUCAUAUCAGCUUUUCCCGGGCAUUGCUCUUUACAGUUUCCUCUUUGAGCUUCUUUAGGAAGCUAUACUGGUUUGGCUGCUCACCUAAUGCUCAUCAUAGAUAGACUGUCAUAGACUAUGUAUACUAUAAGAAACAGUCAGAGAUUCUGAAGGUGAAAGAUAAAAGGUUCCAAAGCACAGAUUUAUUACUCGAGAAAGCAGAUACUUUGUUGCUGUUUGCAUAGGGAGUAUCAAAGGAGUACGAGUUGGAAACAUUGAGGCUGAACUAGAUUACAUUGUACUAGUAGAUCUUUUGCACUUGCCAUAUCUAGGAAAAUGGCACUUGCUUCGAUUCCUGCAGUAGUCCUGGGCUCGAUUGCCUUCACCGUAUUCUGGAUGCUGGCUGUGUUCCCUGCAGUCCCCUUCCUACCCGUAGGAAGAACUGCUGGAUCUCUUCUAGGUGCCAUGCUCAUGGUGAUCUUUCAGGUCGUCAGCCCCGAGCAGGCCUACGCAUCCAUCGACCUCCCCAUCCUGGGCCUCCUCUUCGGUACCAUGGUCGUUAGCAUCUACCUGGAACGAGCCCAGAUGUUCAAGUACUUGGGCAGGCUGCUUUCAUGGAAGAGCAAAGGUGGCCGGGACUUGCUCUGCCGAGUCUGCCUUGUUUCGGCCUUAGCAAGUGCACUCUUCACCAACGACACCACCUGCAUUGUGCUCACCGAGUUCGUCCUCAAGCUCGCAAAGCAGCACAAGCUUCCUGCCAAGCCCUUUCUCCUAGCAUUAGCAUCUAGUGCCAACAUCGGCUCAAGUGCAACUCCCAUCGGCAACCCACAGAACCUGGUUAUAGCUGUCGAGAGUAAAAUCUCCUUCAUCAAGUUCUUUCUCGGAAUCUUCCCCGCCAUGCUUGUUGGUGUUGUCAUCAACGUAGUGAUCCUUCUCGGCAUGUUUUGGAAGCAGUUAUCGAGCAAGGAGGGCGAAGAACAGAAAAUGGAAGUCGAAGUCACCGAGAUGGAAGUGAAUUCCCAUACUUUCGUGCCCGCGAGAAUGUCGCACCCUCCUCCUUUGGACUCCCAAGAGAUGAAUGAUGUCGAGAAGAAUGAUCCGCGCAAAGACGGUUCUCGGCAAGGCUGUGCACAAGUUUCUGAUAUGAAGAGGUUUCUGACAAAAAAGGAAGUGUUCUUGAAGGGCUCUGUGUAUUUUGUAAGCAUCGGCAUGCUGAUUGCUCUGCUAAUGGGACUAAACAUGUCAUGGACUGCACUCACUGCUGCUCUGAUACUGGUGGUGAUCGACUUCAAGGAUGCUGGCCCAUGUCUUGACAAGGUUUCAUAUUCCCUGUUGGUGUUCUUCUGUGGGAUGUUCAUCACUGUUAAUGGAUUCAACAGGACAGGAAUACCGAGUGGCUUUUGGAAUUUUAUGGAGCCUUAUUCUCGGAUUAAUCAUGUGAGUGGAGUCACAGUGCUAUCCAUUGUCAUACUGCUGCUAUCGAACUUGGCAUCCAAUGUACCCACCGUGCUCUUGCUGGGGGCUCAGGUGGCCAAGUCAGCCGCUGCAGUGUCGCCCAAGUACGAGGCGAGAUCAUGGCUGUUGCUCGCGUUCGUGAGCACCGUCGCCGGCAACCUCUCGCUGCUGGGCUCGGCGGCCAACCUGAUAGUAUGCGAGCAGGCGCGGCGGUCGGAGCUCCACAAGUACACUCUCUCCUUCUGGGAACACAUUGUCUUUGGACUGCCGUCGACGCUCGUCGUCACCGCCGCCGGACUCCCCUUGAUCAGGGCUUAGCUCAUCGUCGUAGAAUGCUGUAACUAGAAAUAAUCCUGAUCGUUACCAUGUACUCCCUGGUGAUUGCCGAACGAGGUAUACUUCUUUUAGGAGCUUGUAUUCAGUGAAAUGAGAGUUCAAGAAGGGUGUGAACUCGUAUGUAUGUAUGUAGAUCAGUAGAUGCAUGCUGGCCAGCUACAAACAAAUAUUCCAAUCAUGUAUUCCUUUUUUCCUUCA